AAUUCCUAAUACAUUUCAUAGAUAAUUUCGAAGGAUAAUUUAAAAUAUAGCUAUGAGAUCUCUUCUUGUUCUUCUAUGCUGCGUGGGUUUGGUCACUGCUCAAGCUAACUUUGUUGCUGUGAACAUUUGUGAGGGUGGACGUGCAGACAUUGGGUGUCCAGCUGGCCAAGUGAUGGUUAUACAAAGGGCGUACUACGGUAGAAAAGAUCCUUCAAAGUGCCCUGGAAAAAACACAAACUACACAGAAUGUGAGGCAACCAACUCAGAGGCUUACAUUAAAAACGCUUGUGGUGGUCACCAGUCAUGCUAUUUGAUAUCCACCAACGAUACCUUUGGCAGAGACCCAUGCGAGGAUACCUCAAAGUAUACCCAUGUCGAAUACUACUGCCAUGCACUUUAGUAAUUCAAGAGUUGUUUUUUCUGCAACCAUUAAAUAAAAAGUAGAAGUUGCAAA
Molecule: messenger RNA, 454 nt
Organism: Ciona intestinalis (vase tunicate)
Lineage: Eukaryota; Metazoa; Chordata; Ascidiacea; Phlebobranchia; Cionidae
Product: D-galactoside-specific lectin-like
Molecular function (GO): carbohydrate binding
Source: RefSeq, a predicted model, not a curated record